AUGAUGGAGGUGCAAGAUCCCAACACAAAGGGUGCUAUGCUGACAAGCACUGGAAAAUACGCAAUACCAACUAUUAAUGCGGAAGCUUAUGCUAGAGGAAAGAAGGAAAAGCCUCCCUUUUCACCAGAGGAGCCCUCCUCCUCCUCCUCCUCCUCCGAUGAUCCCAUUCCAGAUGAGUUGUCAUGUCCCGUUUGUAAAGAGCUAAUGACUGAUGCAGCUGUUAUUCCCUGCUGUGGAAACAGUUUUUGUGACGAAUGUAUUAGAACAGCAUUACUGGACUCUGAGGAGCAUACCUGCCCAGCGUGUCAUCAAACCGAUGUUUCUCCUGACGCUUUAAUUGCCAACCUGUUCCUACGCAAGGCUGUGAACAACUUCGAAAAUGGAACUGGCUACACAAAGAGGCUCCGUCAGCAGAUUCAGGAGCCACAGCAGCCGCCACCACCUCCACCACCGCUCCUGACUGUUACACCUCCUGCUGCUCUGGGCUAUCAGGUUCCUGUACCAAGGCAACCAGCAUUACCAAGCCUUCUGGGCCCCCAAGGACAAUCAAUACCCACCACCGGUCGCCCAAUGAGUGCCAGUACAAUUCGCUCAGCAGGAGGCAGACCGGGCUGGGAACUUCGUUCCCCUUCUCGCUCCUACUCACGAUCGCCGCCAUAUGCAAGAAGAGGCAACUUUUCUCCAGACAGGUUUGGUCCACCUGGGACCAGACGAGAGAAUUCACCAUAUGCUCAGGGACGGAGGCAGGAUUAUCCUGGUGGGCAGAGCCACCAAAAGUGUAAUACAGCUGGAAAUUACCCUGGAAAAACUUCUGGAAGAGAGAGGCAUGGCAUCAAAGAUCCUACAAAAUCAAAAGAGAAGGAGGUGGAACAUCGACUGGGAGGUGACAAAGGAAAUAAAGACAAAAAGCACCGGAAGAGAAGAAAAGGGGAUGAGAAUGGAGGAUUUCCCAAUGCUGAGUGGUUAGAAGGAAUGAGAAAACCAAGGGAGCCACUUACAGCAGAAGACGUGAAAAUGGACUCUCUGUUCAUGCUCCCAAGCAGAGAUGAUGCUACCCCUGUGCGAGAUGAGCCUAUGGAAGCAGAUUCUAUGGCUUUCAAAGCAGCACCUGAAAAGGAGAAAAAAGAGAAGGAUAGGCCAGAAGCAAAAACUGACAAGACAAAGCGGAAAGUAGAGGUGGCUGUUCCUCCUAAGACAGACAAUAUAAGAAAACCAGCAAAAGCCUCCCAGGAGAAGGUGAACACCGAUGGUGACAAAUCCCCUCCAAUGGAACCUGCUGUGAAAAAAGUGAAGGAGGAGCAGCCAACCUUAAUGCGUUUCUGUUCUUAA
Gavia stellata (red-throated loon) is the source of this 1329-nucleotide messenger RNA. RefSeq names its product E3 ubiquitin-protein ligase RBBP6-like. Gene Ontology annotation, cellular component: nucleus. NCBI's taxonomy places the organism in Eukaryota, Metazoa, Chordata, Aves, Gaviiformes, Gaviidae. Gene Ontology annotation, biological process: mRNA processing; protein ubiquitination; ubiquitin-dependent protein catabolic process. Gene Ontology annotation, molecular function: ubiquitin protein ligase activity. The record is from RefSeq and is a predicted model, not a curated record. The transcript has 7 exons. Bases 1 to 1329 code for a protein of 442 amino acids.